Didymodactylos carnosus is the source of this 804-nucleotide messenger RNA. The record is from the annotation of a GenBank genome assembly. NCBI's taxonomy places the organism in Eukaryota, Metazoa, Rotifera, Eurotatoria, Philodinida, Philodinidae.
GCCGAUAUUUCUCUCUCAUGGAGAGUUCUUGACUUAGGCGACAGAUAAAAAAAUUUAACUGCAUUUCAGAGGAAACUAUUUUAACUAGAAGCAUGAAACUGAUAUAAAAUUCUAUUAAAGAGCGUCUGAGGGCAAACAUAUGAAGAGAAUUUGAUAGAGGGCGGUAUCUGAAAACUGCCAGAUAAAACAUGGAUUGGCAGGUUAACAUCAUCGACUAUAUAUAUAUAGGUGUGUUUUUCUAUUGUUUUUCUGUAUCAGAUUCACUGUAGUAUUUCUCAUCUUCAGACGAUUCUACUAAUAAAUGUACUCAUGCACAAACAAGUAAGUGAGUAACAUUCAAUAUACACCACAAAAUUACAGAUUACUAAAGUACUUUCUAUUGUGACUUCAAGUACAAAUUUCUAAGAUAACAUUAUUUAAAAUACACCUUUCUUAAAGAAUAUUUCUGACCUAUCCUAUUUACAUUAGGAAUACUGGAAAAUGCCACCAAAACGAAGAGCCCUGAUGAGCAGAAGUACAUCAGCUUCGAGGAGAAUGGCAGCUUCCCAAGCAGCUGAGACUCUAGAACAAGGACAGGUUCGACGCCAGGAAGAUCGGACAAGGCAUGCGGCCCCCAGAGCAGCUGAGACUCCGGAACAGAGCCGCGGUCGGGUCGAUGAUCAGAGUACAAGACAAGCAGCUUCUACAGCAGCUGAGACUCCAGUACAGAGGCAGGUUCGACGCGAGGACGAUCGGACAAGGCAUGCGGCCUUCAGAGCAGCCGAGACUCCGGCGCAGAAGCGGACUCGGAGUGAAGAUAAAUAA